Penicillium chermesinum is the source of this 300-nucleotide messenger RNA. RefSeq lists its product as uncharacterized. The record is from RefSeq and is a predicted model, not a curated record. Lineage: Eukaryota; Fungi; Ascomycota; Eurotiomycetes; Eurotiales; Aspergillaceae. Gene Ontology annotation, molecular function: metal ion binding. Bases 1 to 300 code for a protein of 99 amino acids. The transcript has a single exon.
AUGGUCAAAACAACCAGAAUGGCCAUGCUCGAAAUCCCUCAGGCCUGGAUAUGGCCCGCAGCCCACCUAACCCUAGCAACAAGAGUACGCAUUCUCCCCCGUCAAAUUGGAUCAGCUGCUGUUCUGUAUGGAUUCAUCCUUUCUAACUCGAUGGUAGACACGAAGCACGUUCCCUGUAAAUUCUUCCGCCAGGGUGCUUGCCAGGCCGGCCCCGCUUGUCCAUUCCUGCACUCGACUGAUGCAGCGGUCGAAUAUACUCCCUGCAAAUACUUCACCAAGGUAGGAGAAGCGCUGCGAUGA